Messenger RNA from Schistocerca gregaria, 16678 nucleotides. RefSeq names its product cyclin-dependent kinase 5 activator 2 (gene Cdk5alpha). Lineage: Eukaryota; Metazoa; Arthropoda; Insecta; Orthoptera; Acrididae. The transcript has 3 exons. Gene Ontology annotation, biological process: activation of protein kinase activity; positive regulation of cyclin-dependent protein serine/threonine kinase activity. The coding region runs from base 281 to 1900 and encodes 539 amino acids. Gene Ontology annotation, molecular function: protein kinase binding; cyclin-dependent protein serine/threonine kinase activator activity. Gene Ontology annotation, cellular component: cytoplasm; protein kinase 5 complex. The record is from RefSeq and is a predicted model, not a curated record.
GCGAGCCGCCCUGCGAGACGCGCUCACGCUGUCGACCCGAGAGUGGCGUUCCGCGACAGAGCUGACAGUGCCGGGCUUUUGGAGGCGGACAGCGCGCUCCCCGGCCCCGCGCGGGACAGAGAGCAGCAGCGGCGGUGCGGGAGGAUGCGCGGCCAGCGCCAGGGCCGCCGGUGCUGACGGGCUGCAGACGGCCGGCAAGCUGGUGCUCCACUACCUGCGGCAGGUGGUGUGGGGCUACGCGGAGGGGCAGCGCCUCAGCAGCAGCGGCGGCGACGCGCUCAUGGGCACCGUGCUCAGCUUCAGCCCGCGAGAGCGCCGCCCAGUCUACUCGAGCACCGGUUCGAUAGGCGGGGGCGGCGGCGGCAGCAUGGGCGGCAGCAUGGGCGGCGGCGGCGGCGGCGGCGGUGGAGGCGGCUGUGCGGUCAACAACGCCGGCUCCGUCACCGACUUCACGCUCAACAACUACAGCUACGAGCAGCUCAACAACGCCAAGAACCGCGAGAACAAGACCGGCGGCGGCAACAACAACGGCGACAACCCGACGCCCAUCGUCGGCUCGCUGCCCAACGGCAACGCCAACGCCACCACCAACCACAACCACAUCAACAACAAUGAGAACGCGCGCAUCAUCUCCGAGAAGAACGCCCUCGAAAAGAACUUCAAAAAGCACUCGCUCUUCAUCAAUGCGCUCAGCUGGAAGCGGUUCUCCACCACCAACAAUAACAAGAAAAAGCUGGACAAUAAGAACAAGAACCUGACGGCUUUCCGGCAACCGCUGGUGGACAAUAUCCACCCGCUGGUGGUGGACAAGAAUAAGAACCUCCAGAAGGCGGCGGGCAUCACCUGCUACUACAACCCUCCGGUGAAGACCCUGAGCGAAGGCAGCAGCUUGCAGCCGCGGCCGUCGCUCACCACCACGACCAGCACGGGCACGAGCACCGCGGCGGACGCCGUGCGCGCCAACAACGUCAACAACAACAGCCAGCAGGUGUGCGAGAAGCUGGGCCCCAAGGCGGCGCUGCUGGGCGGGUCGGCGGCGCCCGCGCCGCAGCCUCCAGGGCCGCCGCACCACCACCACCACAGCCACCACCAACACCACCACCACCAGCACCAGCCCGUCCCAAAGAAGACGGUCAUCCAGGCCUCCACGUCGGAGCUGCUCAAGUGCUUGGGCAUCUACCUGCACAACAAGUGCUACCGGCUCAAGGACUUCCAGGCUGGCGACGCCGUCAUGUGGCUGCGAACCGUGGACCGCAGCCUCCUGCUGCAGGGAUGGCAGGACGUGGCGUUCAUCAACCCGGCCAACGUGGUGUUCGUGUACAUGCUGGUGCGUGACCUGGUGACGGAGGAGAACCUGUCGUGCGAGCACGAACUGCAGGCGGUCGUGCUCACGUGCCUCUACCUCUCCUACUCGUACAUGGGCAACGAGAUCAGCUACCCACUCAAGCCGUUCCUCGUCGAGGACGACAAAGAGCGCUUCUGGGACCGCUGUCUGCUCAUCGUCAACCGGCUCAGCCGCAACAUGCUGCGCAUCAACGCCGAGCCCGGCUUCUUCACCGAGAUCUUCACCGAGCUCAAGGCGUGUGGCGCACAGUUAUUUGUGGUGUUGUAUGUGCAGGUCCAACAACAGCAACAACAGCAGCAACAAUUGCAAGAACCUACACCACCACCACCACCCCCUCCACCACCUCCACCACCCCCUGCCCUCAGUGCAUCGGUAGUGCAACUGCAAAAGCAGCAGCAGCAGCAACAGCAACAACAGCAGCAGCAGCAGCAACAACAACAACAACAACAACAAAAGCAGCACCAUCACCACCAGCAGCAGCAGCAGUCAAAGCAAUGCCAACAACAGCAGCAUCCAGAGGGUGGGGGCCCAGUAGCACUGCCUGCGACUGCUUGACCUCCCACUGGUGGCCAGGGUCCCCAGCAGAGUGUCGUGUUGGUACGCCUGGCGCGCAGCCACUACGUCACUACACUGUGACCUGCGGCAGCCCCCGCUCUCCUCCCGCGCGGGGGCACAGCCCUCUAGCGGCACACGGAGGAGCUCCCUCCAAAACAGCCAACCAGCGGAAAACAGGCCUUUUGUCAACAACUGCCGCUGAUCCGUCGAUAUACUGAAAUUUAUCUCAAGUAUACAAAUGCGUGUGCCACUCUUUAACAUCAGAAACUGGGGAAAGUUGCUUUCUUUGCAGGUCAUAACUUUUGAAGUUGGACAUUCUCGUACACUGAACAGAAUAGUUCACCUCUGUCACUUACGCAUCUCAAUCUGUGUAUUGCAUCAUAACAGCUCUCUUCAGUGCAUACACACUGUGCUUGUGAUGGCCUUAAAUUUUCAUUUUUCAGAAACGUUUCUGAUAAUAUGUGUGAAGUUAAUAGCCAAACUUCCAAGUUUCCUUUCAGUCCAACAUUAUUUGCUAUCUAAUGUUUUGAACAAAUUGUGCCUGUCUUCAUUAGGCUUUUUCCUCUGUAAAAGUCAGAUUACAAUUGUGUAAUUGUUCCCUCAAAGUGGUAGUAAUACCAGUCUUGUUUCAGUGGAUUUUCUGACCAGAUAUUCAUACAGUGUGUAAACUUAUUGUUUUCUAAAUAUUCUUCCACAAAACAAUUAUCUGCAGAGAUUACAACUUUCCUCACCUGUGGAGAUUGUGGUUUUAAGUUCAUUGAUCUGUGAUGUUCCUGAUAGGUUUGGAAGGAAAUUAACAAAAACAUUCAGUGUUUAUAAGGCACAGAAGACGCUGGUCUUUCUAAUUUAUUCUGUCCCUGCCAAGUGUUAUUAAAAAUCUGACAUAGUAUUCAGUUGGUAUUUCCUUUUUGAGAAGCUUUUGCUGGAUCUGAGGUGAUUGUAUUAUGUGGGGGAUUAAUACGUAAAAAAGUUUGAAAAGAUAUGGGGAUAAAUAAAACUUUAUUUUGAACCACCUGUAAGUGAGCAACAUUUCCAUUCACAGUACAAAAGUCCCUCAUGUGAUUCAGCAUAAUACUAGACAUUUCUAUACUAGUUAUUGUUUACUGCUUUGUUUUCUAUGGUUCCAGAAUAUUGUUGCCGAAAUACUCAGGUAUAUUCACGUUGAUAUUAUAUGCAUUUCUCAUCUUCUUCAGGUACUUUGUUCUGGAAGUAGUGUCACAGAUGAAUGAGGUCAUUAUGCCUGCCACUGAACAUUGCACCAGCCAGCCAACUUCACCGCUAAAAAAAAGUGAUGUGUUGAUUCCUAUUAUGUCAUGUGUACAGCACUCAAAAUAUUAUAACUGAAGCUGUACAGCUACAUGAAUCAUUCCAUGUGUUCCAUAUGAUGGCAUGAAGGUUGUAAAAUUAUUCAUCCUUUUAAAUGUAAAACAUUGAUAGGACAGCAGUAAAGAUGCAUUGUUUGAAACAUUUAUAUAUAUUGCAUUUCCCAGGGAAAAAAAUGAAAUUUUAUAUGACAAAUAUGUUUCUAGGGAAAUAACAUGGCCAACCAGUAGGAAACACUAAAACUUUUUAAAGGCAUGGAUAUCAUCCAUGUGCCAUGUGUAACAAUUCUGAUCAGGUUAAACAACAUCUACAGACAUUAGAUCACAUUAAUAUCACUGUUAUUUUCUAUAUUUGAUGAGAACUCCUUCCAAUCACAAGAUAUUUCUCUCUACAAAGACUUCAGACUUGUAGCUAAUGAAUAGGAAAUUCAUUGCAAUAGUGCAGGGUGAACUGAGUGAUUGUUGUUUAAAAGAAUUACUACAAACACUCAGUCAUAAAUGUAGGAUAUAACAGGGACUAUGCUAAUUCGAAGUAUUCAAUUUACAUAAUGUAGUGUAACUACAUUGUGCCCACAUAUCCCUUAAGGGUUAAUACAGGAACCCUUUUGGAAUGGACUUAAGUGGGCUUGUUGUUGAAUAUUUAACUAAAGUAAAGUAGAGGUAAAUUAAGUUAGUGGUAUAUAAGUAAUAUAUUAAAAGCCUGUAAAAAUUAUUUGCUUGUUUACCCUUCAAGUUUAAGUGCUUUAGAAUAAUGUAUGUAAAUUAGAUUUUAAGUCUCUUAACAGAAAGAUUAUAUACAAGUAGUUCUUCCAAUACAGUCUACUUCAGUUUUAUGAUUUAGACCUAUGUGUCUCUCACAUCUAAUACUGCUGUGAGGAGCAUUCUAAUGAAAUAGUAAUUCAUUCAUUUGAUCUAUAAUUUUAAUGUUUGCAAAGAAAUUGUGUUUAAUUCUAUUGUUAACCAUUGCUGAGAAAAUAUAAAACAGUUCAGCAGUGCAAUACAAUUUUUCAUCAAAAAUUUUAUGACUGAAUUUUCAGGUAUUACUGUGCAAAAAGUGGUAACAAUAUAAUAGCAAAGGUGUACAUUGUGCUACUCAUUGCUUUUCAGGACUUCACAUUAUUGAGCAUACAAUGUGAAUGUUAAGUAAUAUGCUGUUUCAACAAAAGACAGUGAAAAAUUACACCGUGAGAACUUCCUUUAAUAAUUUCACACAUGAGAGCUGAAUGUAAAAAUUUGUUUGUUGGUGUCGAAGAAGUGAAAGUUAGAGAGGUUGAUGGCUAAUGCUGAAUACCUUACUAUUAAAAAAAAAUCAGGUGUAGAAUUCAGGGUAUCUGAUUAUAAACAGUUAAGUAAAUGUACCAAAAGUGCAUAAAAAGGCAGUGAACCAUGUUUGUGGACAUGCCAUUGUAACAUGUGUCUUCUUUAAACCUACUUGUUCAAGAAAACUUGUAAAUGUAUGCAUGGGCUGUGUGAAUGAACUGAUUAGCAGAAAUCAUUUAUCAAACCCAGGAGUGACAGAUUUUCUCUAUAUGUUGAUUACCUAAGGAUUUUCUCAUAGGUACAUAACAUUUCGUUGACUGAUGAGGCAAAUUCUUUUUAUAUGAUUCAGAUGUUAUAUGCUUGUUUUGUAUUAUCAGCAGUCACAUUUUGCCAGUUCUCUCUUUAUAUGAUAGCUUGAAAGGAAGAAAACCUUUUUAUUUCACCAAGUGUUAUGUAAGCUAUUUUAAUUGCUGUACUUCACCAGUACUAAUGGAAACUUCAUCCUUUCUAGACUGUUUGCAGGUGUAGCAAGUGACAUCCUGAUAUGUUUUUUUGCUAUUUAGUUACUUAUUAGACCACUCUUCCUGGUACUGUUGAUCAUAUUCAUCUGCUUUUGUUUGCUCCUUCUGUACUACCUACACCUUUUAAAACAUUAGUAGCAUUUUCAUCAUUGUCUUUUAGAAUACUUUUUUUCUGCCUGAUUUCCAGUCUGUGUGAAAUAUAUGCAGUGAGUCAGAUGUUUUCAUUUUCCAUCCCUUCAUAAUUUCUUCCAGUAACUUAAGUUCAGUUUUCCACUCAGUUAAUAACACUCCAGUACUCACAUGAAGUGCUCAAGAAACACCAUCCAAAAUUUCUGCCUUAGAGCUUCAUUCCUAUUUACUGCAACAACAUAACUUUACUCAGAUUAAAAUUACUCUGUGACUGAUGUUUCAUUAAGUCGAGUGGUAGAGGCUACCUGCCAAUCAAUUUUAGUUCCCUCUUGAGUGCCACUUGCUUGCUGUGUUGCUUACUUUGUAGGUACAUGUAGCGCCUUCUGAAGUUUGGCAGGCUGCAUGCUGGCAACAUUUCCCCUUGACACUUGAAACUGUCAAUCACAAAGUAAUUUUAAUUGGAGUAUACACAGUUUCUAAUAGUACAAUUCCCUAAGUGACCUUACUCACUGUUAGACUUUAUUUAUUUUAAAAUUCAUACAAUUUAAUCAGUUUAGAUGUAUUUGUAUGUUAUGGCAGUAAAAUGCAAUUCCCACAAAUUUUUUCAGGCUCCUCUGAGAUAAUUUACAACAGAAACUGGAAAACUUAAUAUGAAAACUAUGGGAGCAACUUAUGAAGCAUUCUCACUGAAAAACAAAAUUGUGAUUAAGUUCAAAUUAAUUUCUGCAGUUGGGGAUUAACAAUACUGCAGGGGCAGACACAUGAGUGUAUGUUACAUAUGCAAUUGCAAAAUCUUUUACUCAACUAUUCCCCAUCAGACACAAAUGUCUACAUCACUCCUGUUCCAUUAAUCUUUCUUUUCUGCCUCCAUCCUUCAUUCAUAAUUGUGUCACAGUAUAAUACUUUGUUUGUUUACACAUUUUGAUAUUUAAUUAGUGUUUCUGAGACAUGUUUAUGUGUAAUGCACUUUUCAUUUGUAGCUAUCACUUGUAUGUGUGUAUUUUAUAUAGAAAGUAUCUUUUUUUUCCUUUUGUGAGAAAUUUAUGCCCAGUAGUAUAAAUGUUAUUUAGUUUCAGAAUAUUUUAUAGAAAAAUCAACAUUUUAUGUAUUGUGCUACAGAAAUCCUCAGUUGAUUGGUUCAUUUUAAACACUAACAAACUGGGUAAGGAGAUGAGAAUGUAAUGUCUAAAACAGUAAACGAUUCAGCCAUUCAGCAGCAACAAACCAUGACAUUUGCUUCAAAUAUCUAAGAGUGACAUACAUGCUACUAACUACAUCUAUAUGUAAUGAGAAAUUCAGUGAUGAAUUACUGGUCUAAUUCAGAAAAGCAUGAAUGUUGAUUGUUAUUUAACACAUUUUCAGUCUUUGUUCAUAUAAUGUAACUAAAGGCUUUGAGAACACAUUUUCCUACCCUGUAACAAGAUUAAAAAUUCUAGUAAUAUCUAAUUGAUCACAGAUGUUCUAUUUUCUAAAACUUUCACAGCUUUAUGCGAGAACAAUAGACUAAUAUGUAGCAUUUUAUUUUAAUUGUCACAUUGGUUCUUCUUUUGUAUUUUGUAAUGAUUUUAGGAUAUUCACAGUUUCAUACUUUUAUGUGCAUGAGAAUCUGCAACUAUUUCAUCUCCAUAGAUGUUUUCAGCUAGUACCCAUAGAAAUGUGGCUUAGCAGUUUUUUUGUUUUUUUUUUCUAUUUCUACUAUUUUUCUUAUCCUUUUGUGUGUAGAUCAUCUUCACAUCAUUAAUUGUGUUCUCCUUAAUUUGGUCUAAUAGUUUAAUUUUCUUAUUCUUCUUAUGAUGUUUUUAUUCAAAUCCUGUUUAGUAUCUAAACUGAAAGGAUCUUUCUUCACAUUCCUUGAGCUGGAUAACCGUGGUCACCCUUUAAUUUAACUGGUAUUACAAUUUUUCGUACACAUUUAAAGUUAUUACCCACACAAUGCUUCAUUCAGUAAUACAAAUAUUUUGAAUUUUUUUCUGCACUAUGGUGCUGCAUUCCAGUUUAGAUGAAACAUUUUUCUUGGACAUCAUAUGUGUUAAUCUAUGGACGAUAUUGCCAUAUGCUACAACAUUCACUAGCCAACAUGGGUUUUAAUGAAUCAUGCAUCCCCCUGUGAGUAUGUUCUGUGACCAUAAGGCAAGUUCCUGCAUAGUUUUUCUUUUCCCAUAUAACAAAAGAAAAUUUUCAUUAUCUGUUGGCAAAUGUUAAAAGGACUGUUGCAAGAUAUAGAAAAAUUUUCAGUAAUUCCUUUCCUUCACUUUCACUCACGUCAGCUUAUGAGAUGUACUAGAUAUUUCCUGUUCUCACAGCUGCUGAACCAAGUAUGUAACCCAUUCUGCAAGGUUUCUUUUUUCGAUCAGGGUCCAACUAUACAAAAAACUUCCCUUACGUUGCAAAAAACUAUUGGUGUAUGUAUUUUCAGUAGACAAAAUCUGAACUUAAAACUAAAAUGACACCUGAACCAACAUUACUUUUCACAGAAGUUAAGAAAGAAAUUGAUUUCUGCAACACAAAUUAUUAUAUAAUUUCUUUCCUCUCUCUGUCUCUCUCUCUCUCUCUCUCUCUCUCUCUCUCUCUCUCUCUCUCUCUCUCUCUCUCUCUCUCUCUCUCUCUCUCACACACACACACACACACACACACACACACACACACACACACACACACACUCACACUCUCUAUCUAUCUAUCUAUCUCCGUAUCUAUCCUUAUCUCUUAUGUGAACACACACACACACCAAGUAACUGAUUUUACCAAGGAGGCUUUCCCUUAGUAACAGCAUUGAAAAGUGAAUAUUUUCAUCCAAAAAAUUGUAAUCAGUUAAUUGUUUCUUUCUCCCUUGCUUGCUUGACUCAUUCCUUCUAGUUUCUAAUAUCAUACAGAUGUGUAUCUUUCAACUGCAGACACUCAGCAGAUUUACAAGUAUGAUACUAUAAGAAGCCUAAUACCUCUUGCACUGAAAUCAAUCAGAAAUCUAAAAAUAAGUUUACAAUCAGUUAAAAGAAUAGUUUGGCAAUUUCAGUUUUAUUUCAACCAUUGCGUUUCCAUUGGAAAAUAAUUGAAAGGGUAUGCGUUAAAACUAAAGUAAAAAUGCUAUUUCAUGCUCAUCAUGGAUGACUGGAAUGAAUGAUUAAUUUUGAAUUUAUGUCUCAUAUACAUAAUGAGAGAACUUGCAAUUUAAGGAGUCUAAUGUAUUACAGAACUCUUCCUUUUACGAGAAAUUGGCUGAUUAUCAUAAAAUAAACAGAAGUGAAGUAAUGUAAUUUCAACAGUAACUGCAACCAAAUUGAACAAAUUUACUGAUGAAAUGACAGAAAAUCACAACACAUAUGCUAUGGUCUUGAGACCUCUUUAGACUCACUGAAAAUCCUCAUCACCAAAGCUGAUUUUUUGUAUUAGAUUUAUUUUUUCUCUGUUGAAAUAAAUUUGCUAUUACUCUCACAAUUACAGCUCUAUAAAAUAGGAAAAUGCAAGUUUUAUUUGUCUAGCUGAGAAAAGGAGAUGAAUCAGUUCAUAAGAAAUUAAAUUCAUCAAAUGAAACUGCCAACAAGGUCAAAAUUGGAAGAAUAACAAGAAAGAAAUACAUUCACAUUAAAUUUGUUGUUUAGUAUGCCAUAAGUAGGUGUUACAGAACAUACGAAAUUUGAGUGUAUCAACACCCAGUUAUCAGCAACUAAUCAUAGCAAAGAACAGAAAGUUGGCAAAAGAGUUUCUAAUAACCAAUUUGCAACUUAUAUUGAAAUUCAUACGCUAGUAAUUCAAAACCUCACAAAUACUUUUUGUUCACAAUUUUCCCCACCUUCUGUUUAGCUAUUGCAUUUGAACUGUUUACAGAUACAUUUGUAAUGUAGUUCAUACUUUGUAAUUAUCUGGAAUAUUAGUACAGAAGGAGAAGUAUAAUUAAUCUGUGGGCUAGUUCACAAGUGCUGUAGUACUCUUAGUACCUUCAGAAAGUCAGUGUUCUUCAGAAAUUUGGCUACCUAUUCUCUCAACAGUCCAGAAAUAAUUUAAUUCUACUUUAUUAGCUGAAGAGGAGUAAUAGGAUUGCAUGCAUGCAAUGAAGAAUUUUUUAUAAAAGAAAGUACAAGUAUGAAAUGUUUAAGAAAAAUUGUUGCUGUUAUUUAUGGGCUCAUAACUUUACUUAUAAUUUCUCUUGGGAAAAUAGGAUAUUUUGGGAAACAUGAGUUUUAAUAUUUAGUCAAGGAAAUUGCUGAAACAAAGCGUACUAAAUAUUCUAAUACAAUACUUUGUUAGGUUAGCAAAAAAUGUAUUAGAAAAGAUCAUCAAGAAACAGAGCCUGCUUUGAAAUCUAGCACAAGAGCUAUAAAUAAUGACAAUGAAAGUAGGGAGUAGAAAGCUAGAAGAUAAUUGCACAAUUAGGAGAACUAACUUAAGUGCGGAUACAGUGUCUUAUGUAUACUGAGAACUAACAACAGACACUUAUUAUUUAUAGAAGGUAUAAGUGGUCUUGCAGAAUUAAUUUUUGAAGAUAAUUUCUUAGCUUCCAAAAAUUUUGUAACUCAAAAACAGAAAUGGCUGAUCUCCAAUUCAUUGUAGCAUAACAAUAUAUAAAAGAUUAUAUCUAAUCUCUUCAAAUGAGUUUUCAGCAUUUAUGAUAGCCUGCUAGAGUGGCAUGUUAUUUACAUUUCUCAACAAUUUAGAAAUUCCAGUGAAAGUAUGUGUCAGGUACUGGUAGUGAUUGCAUCUACCUCUUUGAGAAAGAUGCAAACUAAACACUGAAGUAACUGUGAGUAAAAAAAAAAAUUAAAGACAAUAGGAUAGUCUUAUGUGACUUUUGACUCAGAACCUAGGUAAUUCCAGUAUCAUAUUGUGUAAAAAAUAUAUAGGUAUUAAAACAAAAGCUAAAAGACUGGAACUUUACGUUUCAAGUAACAAUAGGAGGUAUUUAGUGUUUAAAAUAUUUUUUGUGUGAUAUUCAGGUAAAUUUUGAAACAUGUAAAAUAAGUAUUAUGCAGCAGACACAAGUAAACAUGUGAAAUUGACUGGAAAACUAAACUUUGAUAUGCAGCCACACCAAUAAAAAAAUCAAAAUAUUGUGUAAAAAGGAGCCAUAUACAGAACUCAUAUACUGUUUCCUAACAUGAAAAUAUUACUGAUUACUCUCUCCAUGUUUGGUGAGUGCAGUUGCUUCACAACUGUGUACUGUAUUUAUGAAUAACAGUUUCAGUUGCUAAAAUGUUCCUUAUUUGAGUCCAUGAUUUGGUCCACCUUUCAUAUCUAAAACCAUUUUCAGAUCAACUAUAAAUUGGCUUCAAUAUAAAAGACUAAACCAGUCAUGGACUAAAAUAAAGAACAUUUUAGCAACUUCAGCAGUUAUUCAGUAAUAUUACUAUUUUUUUCAUCAAAGGACUAGCAGAAUACAGAAUUCACAGGUGUGAGACUUACAGUGGUCUGAACAUAAAUGAGGAGCAGAAUGCACAAUACAACUUAGUAUAUAAAAUACAAACACUACCUGCUUUCUUGAUGUUUUUGUCUUGAUUCAAAUUGGUGCAUGAGCCAUCCUUUUGCUUCUCCCUUCUUCACCUAAAAAAUCUGUUAGUAUAUUACCUUCUCCACUUCUGGGAGAUAUAUCUUUCCUUAUCUGGGCUUCUUAAUCAUUAUUUUCUCAAAUCCCAUGUAUUUCUUCAAUGGAAAUUUUGCAAAUUAAUCAUAUCAGCUCUUCAUAUUGGUGUUUCAGGUUUUCGUUUUACAAGUUACUAUGUGUUACAUCAUUCACUUUCAAACAUAAAUAUUUACUACAUUUCAUAUUCCAUAAAACUAAAAGUGUUUCUUACAUGUACCUAACACAAGAUCAAGGAUAAAAGUUUGUUUCUGUUAAAUUCGUUUCUGAAAAGGGUAAAGCACAAUGUUCACACAUUAUGGUCUGAGUUUGAUGGAUAAGCAGCAGACAGGCUGCAUUAAUGUGAUUCUUCUCUGUUUGCUGUGAGCAUGAAAAGAUAAUGACAUCUCUGAUUUUCAACUGCAUAUAAUCCUGGAAAUUCUUUAACUUGUAGAGUAUUGACUAGGAAUGCCAAACAUGCAUUCAUUUUUGUAUUUCUCAUUUAUCAUCAAUGGUAUUGCAUCUUGUAGUCCAUCAUGGAAAUGUUAAGUAUACCAGUAGUUGCAAUUUGGACUACGGCAAGCACUGGUUCUUGACAUCCUGGCCAUAUAUCUGACUCUCUUUUAAGUCCUCAAGGGUGUUGACUCUGUCUAAAUUAAAUUUCACAGUGGAAUAUAUCCCCAUCUUCAACAAUAUGACUCAUAUAGGUCCCUAACGAAAAAAAGAAAAUUAUUUUCCUUCCCUGAUCUCUUCUAUAGACUUUAUUAUUAUUAUUAUUAUUAGUAUUAUUAUUAUUAUGACCAUUAAUUUAAUUUGGCAGAUUUUCUCUAUUCUGUGGUGUGUUACUGUCCUGCCAGAGUGUAUGGAGAACAGAUACAGAAUACUGGCUGAAAUGCCUAUUAUAAACUGAUGAGAAUUGAAUUUAAUGAUAUAAGAAUAAUGCAAAUAGUAGUUAACAGUCUAUAAUUUUACAUACAGAAUGUGGAUACAUUAAAUUAUCUGGAAAAUAAAAUAAAUGAAAUACACCAAAAACAAAUUUCUGGUGGAGAACCACAACUAAUGCCACCACUGCCUCUUUUUGUAUUAUAAAUGGAAUUCAGCUAUAAAAAUUAACAGCACAUGCAGAAAAUUUCAUUCCUGUUCAGUCAAUCCAGACUGUAAAAACUGUGAAAAUAAUGGUCUUAUGAUGAUAAUACGCAAACUUGUGUGGAUAACUAGGACAAAAAUUGAGAGCUAUAGUUUUCAUAAUAAACUAAGUUUUAACAAUGUAAGGAAAAAGUAGAUUACUACUUACAGUAAAGAUGAGACAUUAAGUUGCAGAUAGGCACACUUACUCAUUACAUUUUAGCUACAGCCUCCAUCACAAUAGGGAACACACACAUGUUCAUUCACACAAGCAAGCACACCUCAUGCACACGCACGCAACUGUCAUCUCCAGCAGCACUGCAGUCCAAGCUACAAGAGACAGCUAUCGUAUCUGUGUGAGGUGUGCUUACUUGUGUGAAUGAAUAUGUGUGUAUUUCCUUUUCUGAUGAGGGCUGUGACCAAAAACUAAAUUGUACAUGUAUUUUUGUGGUGUCUGUCUGCAACUUAAUCUAUCUUUUCCUCAUACUGUUGACAUCCCAAUCUGGAGUUUUCACUGUUUAAACUAAUAUUUAGGUACUUAUUCAGGUUUUGAGUAUAUUUUACUGUAAAGAAAUGGAAAGAGCUUGUAGAAAAGAAAUGGCAUAAAAGUUUACAGAAAGAAAACAGCAUGAGAAGUAGGAAAAGAAGAGAGUGGCAGAGUAGAUAGAAACCAUAACAGAGAGGAGAAGGCGAGAGGAAAGGGGCACUAAGGAAAGAGGGAGAGAUAAAGAGAGAGAUGGACAGACAGUUGAUAGCAUGUAAAAUGCCUUUUAUAUAAAAGCUGAAUUUUUAGUUAAAAAUCUAUUCCUUGGUAGCCUUCUUUUAAAAAUAAUGCUUAGUUAUCAGUUUUUUUUUCUUUUACUAUAAUUAAAUUUGAGUUUUAUAUUUCUUUGCUAUACUUUUUUGUAACAAUUCUGCAGUUAAAUCACUUCAAGAAAAUUCUGAUAAUUUCUAACUAGGAGAUCAGAAACAACCAUGAGAUCAGAAACUCUGUGCUGUUAUUCUGGACAGUAUACAGAGCUGUAUACUUGCAUCAAAAGUGAAGGUGGUCUUAAAAUAUGGAUACCCACCACUUAACAUGGUUAGAGUGAGCAGUUUCAGUCCAUUAGCAUCAAAAGCAACCUCCAAUUACAGAUACAUGAUUCCCAAUUAAUUCCAUGAGUUUCUGCCUAACAAUAAUCUAAUAACCCCUUAUAGAUGUUGAUGAUGUCAAGACAGGGUACAGAUCACUGUUAGUAGUGAAUUUUCCUCUUUACAUUAUAAUCUGUUUCACAGAAACUAGUACAAGAGAUAAACAUUUCCAACUGUAACCAUUAAAUAGACUUUUGUUAAGGAGUGUAGCAGCAAUUUAUUUUUGUCUCCUCUGGUUUGUGUUCUUGUAACAAAGUUAUGUCUUGUAUCUGACACAGUUUAUGUAUUGGAAGUAAGGAACAACAAUAUACAGCCUGUUUUGCAACAAUAAUAAAUGUGAGAAUGAUGGAUAAUUAGAAAAAUUCUUCAUCUUUUGGUAACUACUGUAAGUGAUUAAUAGAUACUAUUAUAGGUAAACUCCCAGAACAGUGAAAGUAGAACAGAACAUCUUUUGUGAACUUUUUACAACCUUUGCCAAAACAAAAUUAGUGGGUCAGUAAAUAAAACAACUGUCAAACCUAAUCACUGUGUUGUUCUCAUAGCUCAUAAUUGCAUUUAUGAUGUUAAUUGUAAGAAAUGUCACACUUAUAUAAUUUUAUCUAGCACAAAUUCUUCCACUGUUUUGCAUAUUCUUCAUUUAUCUUUACAUGCUAUUAUGUCAUUUAUCCUAUUACAUAAAAUAGUUUUUAGAUAGACAUGUUGUUGAAUACUGAAUUACACUAAGAUGAAACAAUGACAGAAUUUGAGGAGUUGAAGUCAGUGACAUGUUGCUUGUUUUCUCCCUUAUGAUGAUAAUUUGUGCUAGAAAUAAUAUUUUCUUUGAGCUCCAAUUGAUCCUCUUUUUUGGUCAAAGUAUCACAGAUCUGUUUUGGAUUUAAGGUUUCCUUCCACAAAAGCAAAAGAAGUUCUUCAUGUAACCAUACAUAUAUAUUUAAAAUUUGUAAAAGUAGUAAAUUACAAGAGAGAAUUGCUUGUCAGCAUUUUACCUUCAAGAGGCAAAAUAUGAAUCACUGUCGAUAGCCAUAUAUAAAAGUAAAAUUGACAUACUGCCCAGCUUUUGUAACUAAUAGUUCCUUUUUUGGGGAGGUGAGAGUGAAUGUUUGAGAAGCUUAAAAAACUGGGUGAGUUGGUGCUUCUCAUCCCUGUGCUUAAGUGCUCAGACCUUCUUUUUUAACCUUCCCCAUCUUAUACAUGUUUUCUCUCUGAAAAAUGAGUGUUAGUUCCAAAAACUAAGUUGGGUGUCACUUAGUUUUGAAUGUGAUGUUAAGUACUGGCCAAUAACUCUCUUCCUUAAUUUAUUGGGUUUCUCAAUUGAAUUGUCAGGAUGCAUCUAUACUUUGUGUGAUGUAGAGUGCAUGGUGUAGAGUGUGUGAUGUAGAGUACUAGAACUUUAUGUAUAAUUAUCAUUUACUCACCUUUCCUACACCAUGUGCGAUUGAUACAUGAAAAGAAUGACUGUCAAUAAGGUUCAAUAUCAGUUUCCUCUGCAUAAAACUCUACAUUAUGAUAAUUACAUUGUUCUGCAAUCACUUUUCCAUGUAGUAUUUAAAAGCUGUUUUUUCUGAAUUAAAACUCUGUGUUUUGAUGGCUAGAUAGUACUCACAUAAUGCUUCUAAUGCAUCAGACUUUGAACAACCAACCUGGAUUCUGCUCAUUGCAUAUCAUGAUUUGCUUUUCAUUAUAAUGUAGCUCCUUCUAAGCAGUCAAUUCAUAUUUGAACCAAUCUGCAUUUCAGUGUUUUUCUCUAGUAUAGCUGAAGGAAUAAGUCACUGCUACAACUGUCUUGAUUUUAUUUUUAGCAAGAAAAAUAAAUAAGUAAAUUAACAAUUCAUUCCCAGAGCACGUUUAUAAAUUUGGUUUCAUCAUUUUUACAGAAUACACCUUGUAAAAGAGGUUUGCCAAACAGUCACUCUAUAUACACAAUAAUAUCCUCAGUACAUUAUGAAAUAGCAUGUAAAAGUAACUUUAGAAAGCUAUAAUUUCAUUACCUCAGUCAGGUCACUGUUAUUUUCAUUUAUCAGACAAAACAAUUAAAUUACACAAAAGAAUAAAGUAAAUGCUCCCUGUUUCUGAUUAAAAACAGUGAUUUAUACUUAUUAGUCAUACGUAUCAGUCAUGUUUUACAAAGAUACAUGUUAGAAAGUAUACGUUUCAGAUUUCUGUCAUUAAAACAAUAUGAGUUUACCAGCCUCAGAAAUUGAUAGGCUCUCUGGAUUCCCAUUCUAUAAACCUUAAUAGACCACAGGUGGUAAUGGGUUCAACUAUAAAUUUAGUAACAAAACAAGUACUAGUAAAUAAAAAGGCAAUCUUUUUAAAGUUGAUUUUCAUCUAUGUUAAAAAGGCCGGAGAAGUGCAAUAUUAAUCUCUUAGGUAACUUUUGCAGUUGUUGCUACUGUGACAGGUACAUUAAAUGCUACAGUUCAGGAACUACGUGGAUCAUUACUUAUUUGCCACAAGGGCAAUGAGGUACUGUAGAAAUUCAAUAUCUGCAGCAUGUAGCCUGUCUUAGUCUGUGAUAAGAAAAAUAGAUACCUCUCUUUAUGUAAAAGACACAAUACAUUGUAAUCCAGAAUUCAGCAUUAUGUGUUACAGAAUAAAAUGAUCCAUUUUCUGCAGUCUUAUUUGCCACAAACUGUAGAAAAAUCUUUUAAAUGCGUUAUUCUAGAACAUAAUUUUGAAAAAGUGAAGCUGGUGUUAGAAAACUUUCUGUUUUUCUUUGUACUGAUGGAGAAGGUGCACUCUAUCAAAACUAUGCUCAUAUCUAGUCAUUUAUGUGUAUCUGUUGGAUUUAUUAUAGCAUAAAGCACAUUUCCUAAUAGCUUUAAGUUGUUCUAAUUUUCUUAAGUGCCACAGGUUAGAAGCUUUCAUACUCAUUGUAGCCAUACUGAUGAGUUACUGUACAACAUAAGUAGAACCUGUAUAAUUUAUUGCAUAUAUUUUCUACCUCGAAGUAUGAGAAGGUAACAUUCAUGCUGCCAUUAGUAGUACUGCCAUUCCUAUAAUGAAAAUUUAAGUAGUCAAAAUUUACAGUUAUAUUUAUGUAGAUUUCUGUAUUUAAUUUUCAUCAGUUCUUCAGAUUACCUCAAAAUCUCAAACUGUGCUGGUACACUAAUAAAGCAUUGUAAAAAAAAAAAGAAAAAAUCCUUUACAUGAAAGGGACUUGGUAGAUAUACAGAGCAUAACAUGUUAAAUGGAUUGAAGAUACCUAAUUUCUUCUCCAUGUUUGAUGUUGUUAUUGAUAAAUUUCUUAUAAAAGAAAAAAAACAAAAACUGAAGUACAGAUUAAAUUGUAUUUUGAUGUUUCAUUAAUGUAACGUAAAUAUAAUUUUCCGAACCAUAAUGCUGUUUGUGUAUUAGUGGGACUUUAUUUCUACAAGAAAUUAUAUGCUCAAAGAAGAAAGGAAACAGUGAAGAGUGAAUGUAGUAUGCUGUGUGUGAGAAUAAAUGUUGUAAUGUUAGAAAAUCCAGAAACCAUUAAAAGUGAAUUAAAUUUUCUUAAGUGUUGAAUGCCAAUGAACUGAUCCAGUGCAAUAUUUUCAAGCAAAAGAUACCAUAACCUGUAAGUGAUGUAUACAUUAUUUGUAUUUAAUAUUAAAGAAAUCAUUUUAGUUCUAUCUGUUAAUGAAAUCUUAUUUUGGAUUGCACUUCACCUUAUAUUUUAUAUUUUGCCAAAUUCAAAUGUGUAUGUACUUAUAUUGGUAUCGACUGAUCACACAGUGAGGUAGUUGCAACAUACCAG